Messenger RNA from Stereum hirsutum FP-91666 SS1, 1969 nucleotides. RefSeq lists its product as uncharacterized. The coding region runs from base 1 to 1227 and encodes 408 amino acids. The transcript is spliced from 4 exons. The record is from RefSeq and is a predicted model, not a curated record. Lineage: Eukaryota; Fungi; Basidiomycota; Agaricomycetes; Russulales; Stereaceae.
AUGAUUUCUCGUGUUUCCUCGGCUGGGCCAAGUUCUCUCCGACCACACAUGAGAAGGAUAAAGUGCUUCCCGCAUGCACAUCCACCCCCCGCAGGCUCGACUCACUCCCACCACCACCCCCUCCGCUCCAACUUCAGCACAUCCUCUCGAAGUCAGAGUAACGCCCCCCAAUUCAAGUUCAAGCCCGAUUUCUACGUCGUACCACCCAUUCCUUCCAAUACACCCAUCUCACCACCACCACUUCCCAUUCCGCCCGCUAUUCCGCAAGUCCAUAAGCAAAAGCAAGAGCCAACGGCCAAGGCCAAGGCUUUCGAGGAGCUAUCCUUCAAGGCUUGGAAGAAGAGACAACGAAAGGCUUGGAGAAAGAAACAACGAAAGGCAUCGGAGAACACGUCACUGCAGGCCUCUACUUCAAGGCUGACAGAGCCUUUGUAUCUACCGGCGCCGGAGCAUCUGCGCAAGGAUGCACGCGAACCGUACCAUGAACCUUCGACGUCGGAGUUGAAGAAGGAUGACGAUGCGUCCCUCAUUAUCACCGAACGAAGUGACGUCCGCGAGGUUGAGGUUGAAGAACAGGCCGAAACCCUCUUCCGAUAUCUCACAGCUCUCCCCUUCCCCGACUUCAUCUCUACCAUUCGAACACACUAUCACCACCCAUCCAACCAUGACCCAGAUCACGACCAACAGACUCCAUCCACCGCACGCUCCGACCGACCAUCCCAAUCUCCAUCUUCAUCUCCGCAGCCAUCAUCUCCAGCCAAACCGCGUCCACGCCCGCGGCCGCAAUUAGUGGAGAACCUCCGGUGGCGCGUCAAAUGGGAGAAAACGUUGGAGCGGAAAAGACGAAACUCGGCGUCAGCGCUGACGUCGGACGCAUCGAACUCAAGUCUUCAUUCGGGUGCGGAAGAUGCUACGUAUUCGUCGUUCCUCACGCCCCAGACAUCUUCAUCACCGGCCCCAUCCCCACCCCGCACGCUCACUCCCUCACCUUCAUCUUCAUAUUCAUCUUCGCCGUUACUCUCGCAUCGUCUAUAUACCGCACCGUCGAUCUAUGGGGUUCUGAUACGUCCAGAAUGGAUCGAGAAGGCGAAGGAGAGGUAUAAGUUGAGGAAAGAGGCUCAAAUCGGAGGUUACGGUGGUGGGAGCAGAGGGUGGAGGUGGAGAGUAGGCAAGUACAGGGUAGGGUUCGGACGAAAAACCAUUCCAAUCGAAUCGAAAACGUGUUGAGAGCGAGGGUGGUCGUUAAACGUGGAUGGUCAUGAAGCGUGAGGUGUGAGGAUCGGCAGAGGACGGAGAGCGUAUCCUGAUCAAUACUGAUGAAUUGGGACCUUCCUGAGAAUGAUAAGACGGGAGAGCGAGGGGUCCACCGUACGAAGUUGGAAGAAAGGACUGUUUUGGUGGCACGCACGAGAUGAGAAAGAGGCAUGGACAUGGAGGCCACUCCCGUUCAUUCACUCCUCCGAAUAUCGAUGGGUGACGAACAAAACUUCGACUCGACUCGUCUAACUUCACAUCCUCCGAAUCCGCACCAUCGGACUUGCUUCCGCCGCUCUUACCCAUCUGUUUCGCCACAUCGCUCCGUGCACGACUUUGGUAUCGCACUCGACCCUGGCUACUCAGGUCAAUAUCAUGGAAUCAUAACCCCCACCCAUCGCGAUUCACCCAUCCAUUCGCCCGUCGGCUCUUCGUACAUACAACCAAGGAUGAAUAUGUGCCUGUGACCUACACCACCGACUGCCGACCUCUCUUCCACCUUCCGUGGGCUACGAAGACCGCCAUAACCUUUGGUUACCGGUCUAUCGUUUCGUUUCGGACCACUGGGAAUGUCUUUUGAGCUGUAUACCUAUAUUCCCAUGUACCGGUACGCCGAUCGGGAUUGAGUACGCCUUCGCAGUUGUCCAGGAUCACUAUUACCGCCACCGCCACCGCCACUACGCCAAGUCCCAGUCAUCACCUCCACUCACCACUG